CACCACUGAGCCUGCGAGGAGGCCUUCUCACUUUCACUCGACCUCCCUUGCUCCCGAACACUCAUAUAGAGCUGGAACCACUAACAUGACGAGUAGGCUAAAGCGAAAGCUCAACGACCUCGGGGUCGACCCAUCCAGCUCCAAGGCGAACGAGUCCUUCUGUCUGAUCGGCACACCGCUUCCACCUCUUGAGAAGAGCAAGGACACCGGCGAGUUCGUCCCGCUCUGGAAACAAGAAGUGCGCGAUGAGAAGGGCCGGCGGCGGCUGCACGGCGCCUUCACGGGUGGGUUCUCCGCGGGCUACUUCAACUCGGUCGGCUCGAAGGAGGGCUGGGCGCCGUCGACGUUUGUGUCCUCGCGCUCGGACCGCGUGAAGGCGCGCGCGGCGCGCCCGGAGGACUUCAUGGACGAGGAGGACCUCGCGGAGCUGCAGGAGGGCCGCAAGCUCGUGGACGAGCAUGAGGAGAUGGACUUUGGCGGGACGGAGAGGGAGCUGAAGCGCAGGGCGGGUGCGGAGGAGGCCGAGAAGGAUGACAUUACUACUGCCCUGGAGGCCUCGCUUGCUCCUGCACCGAAGGACUCUGUUGGUGCUCGUAUCCUCAAGAAGAUGGGCUGGCGUCUGGGCCAGGGAGUCGGUCCACGAUUGACCCACGCCCAGCGGCGCACAGAAUUGGGGCCCCGUGCACCGAAGGAAGAAGGCGAGGACGAGGAGGCUCAGAAACAUCUGUAUCCGAGGAGAGACACAGCUGUUUUGAUCGCCCCUCGGAAAGACAACUUUCAUGGACUGGGUUACACACCGGGCAUGAGGCUCGAGGAAGCUGUCGCACAGGAUGAGAAGGCGGGGCCACAGAUCGCGGCCGGUUUCGGUCUGGGAGCGCUGAAUGAUGCGGACGAAGACGACUUAGACGUGUACGACAUCGGUAGGGGGACUGCCCGGGGCGGACGGUCAAGGAUGGCAUAUGAUGCGAUGGACGAGGAUGACACGCGAAUAUCAAUGGGUUCCUCCAGCUCGAAACGCGAUCAAGGCCGCCAAUCACAUAGAGUCGCAUCAACCACUGUGACCCAAACGUUCAACGACGGCCGUCCGGUACUGAAAGGUUUCGUGCUCUCGGAUAAGCCUGUGGCUGAGGACCGCUGGUUCCCCCUUCCGGAUGUACCUCCAGGUUGGACACCUAACCCUCGUCGUGUGUGGGACCAGCAAAAGGACAAGGAAAAUGCGGAACAAGGAACAGAUGGUCAGAUCCCUCGAGGCAACGUUGCACCCAAGACGCACGCGGAAUGGAAGGACAGCUUCAUGUCCGCAGAUCAGCGAGGAUCUGUGCUGGGCGAGACGCCACUACCAUCGCAGCCACGCUCUGUCUUCGACUACAUGUCACAGAAAGACCGUGAGCGAUUGCAGAACAUCAAGAACGCUGCCCUGGAUGCCCCGACCACUCCUUCCCCUGCUCCACCACCACCUCCUCCGCUCCAUGUGCCCGGUCAGAUCGAGGUACCCACACUACAUCCCUCCAUCGCUAAGGCUGCUUUGUCUGGCUUCAAACCCUUCACCGCGGAUCCCGUCAAACAGUCACGAUACACCGCUUUCUUGAAUUAUCAGGCAGAUCGAGAAAGCCUCGAUGGUCCCUCCGGGUUGGGCAUCGGCCCAAUGCCAGGGCAAAGCGCUGAGGAGUUCAACAAGGAACUUGAAGACUAUGCAAAGUCUGCCACAGUGUUCAAGCCACUCUCGGGCGCGAUGGCAGGGCGAUUCCGCAGCGCCGUAGUCCUCGAGACCGGACCAACAAUCGUGGAGGGUCUCCACCAGCCCGUCGCUGCCCCGGAGCCCAGCGCAGAGGAAGAGCAGGAGGAAGAGGACAAUGAUCCGCUGAUUGGCGCGAUACGGAUGGGCAUGUAUGGCCCGCUGACGCGUGAAGUCAAGCCAUGGCAGCCGGCACGACUACUCUGCAAGCGGUUCGGCGUGAAGGACCCGGAGGUAGACAUGACCGGCGAGGCUGGUGCGGCGACCGCAGACUUCGCGAUGCCCACGGCUGCUGCGAAGGAAGCGGAUGCGGAGAUGGCGCAAUCGUAUGCGGGUGCUGCGCCGGAGUCGAAGUUCGUCAGUGCUGGGGCUAUCACGGAUGGCUCAGAGACAGCGGCUGGUGGGCGGAGGAAUGGGCCUCGUGAUCUAGCCAAUGUAGGUCUCGGGGAAGACGAGGACCAGGGCAGGGACACGCUCACAUAUGAGCGUCCGGCGAUGGACAUCUUCAAAGCAAUCUUCGCGAGCGACGACGAGGAUAGUGAUGAGGAAGACGUUGCAGAUGAGGAGGUGAAGCUCGAAUCGAAUGGUCCCGCUUCUGCACCGACGAACGUGACUGCGGUGACAGAACCAGUCCCAUCGCACCUCACUCUUGCAGACUCCGCUACCCCUGCAUAUCAGCCCAAUGUCAACGGUUCUACCGGUGUCGUCGUAGCAGAGAAGGUUGAUUUGGCGACGUUCAAGCCUACCUUCGUUCCUCGCGGCGCGCGAGACUCGAGGAAAGAGAAGUCCAAGAACAAAGAUAAGAAGGACAAAAAGAAACCCAAAGCUGCUCUUCUGACCUUCGAUGUCGACGAGGAUGGCUUGGACGCCAACCUCGGUGAAUCUCCUUCGAGUAGACCUAAAGCAAAGGACAAAGCGAGAGAUGGGGAGCGGAAGAAGAAGAAACGGAAGGAGCGAAAGGAGGAGGACGAUGAUGAUAGCAUGUGGGUGGAAGCACCUCCACCGGAGGCCCUGCAAGGCAUACCGGCGGAAGCCAUACCACCUAUGCCGUCGAGACCACCACAGGACGUCGAGAUGCGCCUGCCCGCAGAAGAAGCGAACAGAGCGUCGAGGAAUCGAAAACGAGCAAUAGACUUCAUGUAGUGUACGUUUUGGACACCUCGCA
Rhodofomes roseus is the source of this 2900-nucleotide messenger RNA. RefSeq lists its product as uncharacterized. NCBI's taxonomy places the organism in Eukaryota, Fungi, Basidiomycota, Agaricomycetes, Polyporales, Fomitopsidaceae. The coding region runs from base 86 to 2878 and encodes 930 amino acids. Gene Ontology annotation, molecular function: RNA binding. Gene Ontology annotation, cellular component: nucleus. Gene Ontology annotation, biological process: mRNA processing. The transcript has 6 exons. The record is from RefSeq and is a predicted model, not a curated record.